Odocoileus virginianus texanus is the source of this 571-nucleotide messenger RNA. RefSeq names its product cathelicidin-6. Gene Ontology annotation, cellular component: extracellular region. The record is from RefSeq and is a predicted model, not a curated record. Gene Ontology annotation, molecular function: lipopolysaccharide binding. Gene Ontology annotation, biological process: innate immune response; defense response to Gram-positive bacterium; antimicrobial humoral immune response mediated by antimicrobial peptide. Lineage: Eukaryota; Metazoa; Chordata; Mammalia; Artiodactyla; Cervidae.
AGUUUGGGGACCAUGGAGACCCAGAGGGCCAGCCUCUCCCUGGGACGGUGGUCACUGUGGCUACUGCUGCUGGGACUAGUGCUGCCCUCGGCCUGUGCCCAGGUCCUCAGCUACAGGGAAGCUGUGCUUCACGCUGUGGAUCGCAUCAAUGAGAGGUCUUCAGAAGCUAAUCUCUACCGCCUCCUGGAGCUAGACCCGCCUUUCAAGGACGAUGAGAACCCAAAUGUCCCGAAGCCUGUGAGCUUCAGGGUGAAGGAGACCGUGUGUCCCAGGACAAGCCAGCAGUCCCCGGAGCAGUGUGACUUCAAGGAGAAUGGGCUGGUGAAGCAGUGUGUGGGGACAGUCACUCUGGACGUGGUGAAAGGCAAAAUGGACAUCACCUGUGAGGAGUUGCAGAGUGUUGGGAGAUUUAAACGAUUUCGUAAGAAGCUGCGAAAAUACAUUAAGAAAGUUUCUCCGUACCUCCCGCUACUCAGUCUUGGGUAAAUUGCGAGCCCAUGGAAGAAUCCUAUGCGUGUCCUCCCUGGCUCAGGCUUUUGGAUUCUGAGAAAGUAAAGUCUUCUGAAAACAA